CUUCCUUAAAAAAAAUCUAGGAAGAAGAAAAAUUGAAAAUGAAUUUGUAAUGGUGCAUGUGUGAUUAAACUUCAGUUUUUAAAACUAUUUUGAAUUUUAAGAAUUUUGGAAAAAUAUUUUGUAUUUUAUUUACAUUUUACGUAGUGUUCAAUAUGACCAGAUCUAAAAUUGAACUUGGAGAUGUGACGCAGCAUAACAUAAAACAACUCAAACGAUUAAACACAGUUGUAUUCCCAGUAUCGUACAAUGAAAAAUUUUACAAAGAUGUUUUGGAAGUAGGAGAAUUGGCCAAAUUAGCUUACUACAAUGAUAUUGUUGUGGGUGCAGUAUGUUGUCGCAUCGACACGUCAGAACAUGCUCGUAGACUGUACAUAAUGACAUUGGGUUGUCUCUCGCCCUACAGACGGUUAGGAAUCGGAACCCUCAUGGUACAACAUGUUCUCAAUUAUGUUGAAAAAGAUGGAAAUUAUGAUAACAUUUACCUGCAUGUACAAGUAAACAACACAGGCGCUAUAGAAUUUUACAAGAAAUUUGGCUUUGAAAUACACGAAACAAAGAAACACUAUUACAAACGCAUAGAACCAGCUGAUGCUCACGUGUUACAGAAGACGCUGAGACCUACGUUAACCAAUGGUGAAGUCAACCAUGUAUCGGAGAAGUGAUAUUAGUUAUAAAUGCGUGCCCACAUCACCUGUUUGUACCAUUUUCUCUAUUUAUUUCUUGAUUGGCUACUGUUUUACAUAACUAAAUCUAAGUUAUUUGGUCAAAGACUUCUUGUACAUUUUUAUUGUAUCACAAUAUUGUCAAUCUGACGUGUCUUCCUUUUUUUCCAACCCUUUUUGUCAUUGUAACUUAUUUAAAUUUAAUAGUCAUCUAUUAUAAAAUUUUAAUUUGUAAUAAUAGCUGAUGCCUGCCAAAAUGAACGGAUGAAAUAAUAAUUAUUGUUGACACAUGUUGUUUGAAAAUAUAGAUAUUCCCAUUUUCUAAUGCUUUUAUAUGCUAUUUGAUAAGGUCUCUUUUAUUAUUUAUUUUCUUAUGACGUAUACAAUGAUUUAAUUUUUAAUUCUUAUACACUGUCUUUGAACGGGCCAUGAAACUUAGUGUAUAUAAAAUUUAAGUGUUCUCUUUUUCUUUAUUAUGUGAUUAAAAGUAUAUAUUUAUUUGUUUGAGAAGCUAAAUGGUAAGAGCAGUCAAGGAGAUGAUAUGUUUCUGUUUAAAUGAUUGGAUUUGAUCAGUUUGGGAUGUUACUUCUGUGUGUUACGAUCUAUUGUAAAAACUGUUGAUCAACUGCAAGUAUGAGAUAGUAUUACCUUAUUUGUUCUUCUUUCCCUUCAAGCCACUAGUAAAUAAAUUGUUUGUUCAUUUUUA
This is a messenger RNA of Homalodisca vitripennis (glassy-winged sharpshooter), 1368 nucleotides long. It is a transcript of the gene san, whose product is annotated as probable N-acetyltransferase san. Bases 153 to 662 code for a protein of 169 amino acids. Gene Ontology annotation, molecular function: acyltransferase activity, transferring groups other than amino-acyl groups. Gene Ontology annotation, cellular component: NatA complex. Gene Ontology annotation, biological process: mitotic sister chromatid cohesion. The record is from RefSeq and is a predicted model, not a curated record. The transcript is spliced from 4 exons. NCBI's taxonomy places the organism in Eukaryota, Metazoa, Arthropoda, Insecta, Hemiptera, Cicadellidae.